Molecule: messenger RNA, 8217 nt
Organism: Colossoma macropomum (tambaqui)
Lineage: Eukaryota; Metazoa; Chordata; Actinopteri; Characiformes; Serrasalmidae
Gene: arid1aa
Product: AT rich interactive domain 1Aa (SWI-like)
Biological process (GO): positive regulation of DNA-templated transcription; regulation of transcription by RNA polymerase II; chromatin remodeling
Cellular component (GO): nBAF complex; nucleoplasm; SWI/SNF complex
Molecular function (GO): DNA binding; nucleosome binding
Source: RefSeq, a predicted model, not a curated record
AUGGCCGCUCAGGUCGCCAGCGCUGCCUCUCUCAACACCAGCCCGCCUUCCGAGCUGAAAAAACCGGAUCGAGACCCAAAGGAGGAGUCGGUACCGGGGGAGAAGCAGCAGGAAAAUAAGGAGCCGGGAUUAGAGAGCGGAUCUCCGGGCCGCGGGGAGCUGCACGACCGGGCCGAUGUUGGAAAUGCUGGGGGAGGAGGGGAGUCGGAGAUGAAGAACGGGAACGGGAACCCUUCUCGAGUGAAUAAUUCUCAAAAUGAUACCACUGGACCCGACGGGAACAACCACCCAGGGAUGGUACACCAUCACGCGUCCGCUUUUCCGCCGCCUUCCUACGGUUACAGCCAGCACUACGGACGGGCCCCUUUUCAUCAACAUGGCGGACAACAAAGCCCUGGCAUGGCAGCUGCAGCGGGGCCAGGCGCGCUGUCGAGCAACAUGAUGGACCCGUAUCAGGCGAACUCGCACGACCACGGCUUCCCCAACCACCACUUCAACAGCUACGGCCCGUUUCCGAGCCGGACGCCCUACCCGGGCCAGGGCUACGCCGUGAACUCCCCGCGCAAUCCUCCGGCUCAGGCGGCAGGGGGGCAGGCGGCCAAGCCACAGCCAGCGGGAGGAUCCGCGGCUAUGGCUGCAUCCUAUAACAGUCAGCGGUAUUCUAUGGGAAAUCCACAGCCCACGUCCACCCCGACUCUGAACCAACUCUUGACCUCCCCGAGCUCGACCAGGGGAUACCCCAACUACCCCCAGAGUGACUACAACAGUCAGGAAGGUGCUAACAAGGGACCAGCGGAGAUCGGCAGUAGCAGCCAGUAUGGUGGGGGCCAUCCGGGCUGGCAACAAAGGACCCAUCACCCGCCGCCCAUGAGCCCGGGAAGCACAGGGCAGCCCCUCGGUAGAAACCAGACUCCAGGCUCUAUGGAUCAGAUUGGCAAAAUGAGAGGUCAGCCAUAUGGAGCAGGCAGCCCUUACUCCCAGCAGCCUCACCAAGGGCCUCCAGGGCCCCAGCAGGGACCUGCAUAUCCAGGCCAGGGCUAUGGGCCUCCUGGUCCUCAGAGAUAUCCUUUGGGCAUGCAAGGGCGCAUGCAGUAUGGCCAACAGAUGACGUCAUAUGGACAGCAGGGACCAGGCAGUUAUGGGCAAGGGCAGCAGCCUUAUUAUGGUCAACAGGGCCAGGGCCCUCACUCUGGUCAGCAGCAGUCGCCAUACCCUCAGCCUGCACCGGGCCAGCCGGGCAACCAGGCGCCGUACUCCCAGCAGCCCCACCCUUCACAGCCAUCUGCCCCUCAUGCACAGGGUGGCCCUCCCUAUCAACAGCCUCACAUGCCCCAGCAGCCCCAGGGGCCUAUGUCAGGACCCCCACAGGGCCCAUCCCAGUCUCAGCCUCCAUACUCUCAGCCUACUGCUCCACAGUCCAGUCAGUCACCCUACCCACAGCAACAGGUGCCCCCAUCCCAGCCCCAGCCCCAGCAACAGGGUGGUUCCCAGGCUCCACCAGUGUCACAGGCCCAGCCCAGUUAUCCUCCAGGUCAGGGUCCCCAACAGACCCCCUCACAGCAGCCAACACAAGCCCCCACAUCUGCCACCCAGCAGCCCACAGUACAUGGCCAGAUGCCACAGGGACAGCCCACAUCGUACCCCCAGAAUGCUUCGCAGCAACAGCAGCAGUCUUCUUAUCAGCGGUUUCCUCCUCCACAGGAAAUUUCCCAGGAGUCUUUCAGCUCCCAGUCCAGUGCUCCUCCUUCCAGUCAGCCUGUGGCCUCCUCCAAAAGUGGCUCUGAGGACAUGCAGGGCAGGCCCUCCAGUCUACCCGACCUGUCGGGGUCUAUUGAUGACCUACCAACAGGUACAGAGGGAGCCCUCAGUCCUGGUGUCAGCACAUCUGGGGUGUCCAGCAGUCAAGGGGAACAGAGCAAUCCAGCACAGUCCCCGUUUUCCCCCCACACCUCCCCUCACCUACCAGGCAUCCGUGGUCCAUCCCCGUCCCCUGUCAGCUCACCUGCUAGUGCCACGGCGUCCCGCUCUGGACCCCUUUCUCCAGUUGCCAUGCCAGGAAAUCAGAUGCCUCCUCGCCCCCCGAGUGGUCAGUCUGAUGGCAUCAUGCACCCUGCUAUGAAUCAGCCUAGUGGUAUGGGCCAGGAGAGAGGAUUCAUGCAAAGGAACCCUCAAAUGGCACCUUACGGCUCUCCUCAGUCUGGCUCUGCUCUGUCUCCUCGUCAGUCUUCUGGAGGUCAGAUGCAUGGUGGCAUGGGGCCUUAUCAGCAGAAUAACUCAAUGGGCAGCUAUGGGCCUCAGGGUGGCCAAUAUGGCCCACAAGGUUACCCCAGGCAACCAGGCUACACUGGCAUGCCCAAUGCCAAUUACCCAGGCCCUGGCAUGGGUGGAUCUAUGAAUCCCAUGCCUGGCCAAGGAGGAGGACCACCUUUUACUGGCAUGCCUCCUGGUAGAAUGCCUCAUGGACAGAUGGGUGCCCGUCCAUAUGGCCCUAAUAUGGGGCCUAACAUGGCUCCUAACAUGGGGCCCAAUAUGGGCAACAUGCCACCACAGGUGGGUUCUGGGAUGUGCCCACCACCAGGCCUCAACAGGAAACCACAGGAAGCAGCAGCCAUGCAGCAUGGAGCCACAAACUCGAUACACAACAGGCUGCCUGGUUACCCCAAUAUGUCUCCUAGUAUGAUGAGCUCAGGACCUCCAUAUGGGCCCUCCAUGAACAAUAUGCCAGGAAUGAUGAACACCCAGGGACCACCCUACCCUCUGGGUGGAAGUAUGCCCAACAACAGCAGUGGCAUGUCCCCUGGUCCAGAAUUUGGCAUGGAUGGGAAACUGAACCAGGCACAGAAGUUGAAUAACAAGGUUGAGGGGACACCUAAGACAGAUUCCAAAUCCAAGAAGUCCAGUUCCUCCACAACAACCAAUGAGAAGAUCACACGUUUGUAUGAGCUGGGCUCUGAGCCAGAGCGGAAGAUGUGGGUGGACCGAUACCUAGCGUUCAUCGAGGAGAAAGCCAUGGGCAUGAGCAACCUCCCCGCCGUGGGCCGCAGGCCACUAGAUCUCUUCCGCCUCUACAUGUCCGUCAAGGAAAUUGGAGGUCUCACACAGGUGAACAAGAAUAAAAAGUGGAGGGAGCUUGCCACAAGCCUGAAUGUCGGCACUUCCAGCAGUGCAGCUAGCUCUCUAAAAAAGCAGUACAUUCAGUGUCUGUACGCUUUUGAAUGCAAGAUCGAGCGUGGAGAAGACCCACCACCUGACAUCUUGUCUGCAGAAGGAAAGAAGAACCAGCCUAAAAUCCAGCCACCCUCCCCAGCUGGGUCUGGUUCUCUACAGGGUCCACAGACCCCACAGUCCACAAGCAGCUCUAUGGCGGAGAGUGGAGACUUAAAGCCUCCUACUCCAGCUUCAACACCGCAUAGCCAGAUGCCCUCAAUGCAAAGUGGCAGGAGCAGUGUGAACCUUCAGGAUCCAUUUGCUGACAGUAAUGACCCAGCCUUUUCCAGGAGAAACACUAUGACCCCUAACUCUGGCUACCAGUCUGGAAUGAGCACUCCAGAAAUGCCUGGUCGCAUGGCCCCUUAUGAGCCCAACAAGGACCCUUUUGGUGGGAUGCGCAAAGUUGGUGAGCAGUUCAUGCCUGGUGGACAGGGUCCCAACAGCACUCUAGGAGAGCAGUUUAACCGUGGACCAGGAGGUGCCAUUGGGAACAUGCCCAUGGCACAGAGACAGCAGUAUCCAUACGGCCCAGGCUAUGAGAGAAGGCCAGAGUCAGGGAUGGGCCCAGAAGGUGGUAUGGGGCCUGGAGUACCACAGCCAAGCAUGAUGCCUUCUAACACUGACACUGGGAUGUACUCGCCAAAUCGCUACCCUCCACAACAACAGCGGCAUGAUUCCUAUGGUAAUCAAUAUCCUGGCCAGGGUGCGCCUCCUGGUGGCUCUUACCCAAAUCAGCAACCAGGAAUGUUCCCGCAGCAGCAGUCAAACUACAAGAGACCAGGUGAGGGUGGUUACCCUCCAGCAAAACGUCAUCAUGAUGGUGAGAUGUACAGCGGACCGUUCAGUGGCCAGCAGCAACAGCAGCAACCUCAGGCUCCUCCUACUGGCCCCUCAUCAGGUCAGCAGGAGAUGUUCAAUCAAUAUGGCAGUUCUUACCCUGGAUCAGAACGGCGUCCUCCUGUACCACAAAACCAGUUUCCUUUUCCCUUUGGAAGAGAUCGAAUGCAGGCUGGGUCAGGCCCUAACUCUCAGGGCUCUAUGCCCCCACAGAUGAUGAGUAGCUCCAUACAGUCAGCCCCUGAUGGCCCCCAGGCUGGGAUGUGGCAGGGUCGAGGUGAGAUGGCUUAUCCCAACUUUCCUAACCGACAAGGUCCUCCUGGUGGGCCUGCGCAGGGCCCUGGAUACCAUGCCAUGAAUCGAUCUGAUGAGAUGAUGUCAUCUGAACAACGCAUGAACCAUGAGGGGCAGUGGCCAGGGCCACGGCAACCCCCCUACGGCCCAGCUGGGGCUGGCCCACCCAUGAGCCGACCAUUGCAGUCCAACUACCAGUCUCCCCAAUCAAUGCAGAACCACAUUCCGCAGGUGUCCAGCCCUACACCAAUGCCCCGUCCCAUGGAGAGCAGGACUUCCCCCAGUAAAUCUCCUUACAUGCACAGCAACAUCAAGAUGCAGAAGGCAGGUCCUCCAGUCCCUGCUUCCCACAUCAUCCCUUCCCCUGUACAGCCCCCACUGAUGAGAAGAGACCCACCAUUCCCGCCAGGUUCUGUGGAGGCCACACAACCUGUUCUCAAGGCUCGUAGGCGUCUCACAAUGAAAGAUAUUGGCACACCAGAGGCAUGGCGAGUCAUGAUGUCACUGAAAUCAGGUCUUUUGGCCGAGAGCACAUGGGCUUUAGAUACCAUCAACAUUCUACUGUAUGAUGACAACAGUAUCUCCAAUUUUAAUCUUAUUCAGCUCCCUGGUUUCUUGGAACUAAUAGUGGAGUAUUUUAGGCGUUGCCUCAUUGAAAUCUUUGGGAUUCUGAGGGAAUAUGAAGUUGGUGAUCCAGGACAGAGAACACUGCUGGACCCCAAUGCUCUCAGAAAAGAAGAGACUGGUGAGGAUGAGGAGGGGCCAGUAGUGGAGGGUAUGGAUGAAGAUGAUGAAACAGAAGACGAGGAUGAAGGAGAAGAAGAAAACUUGUCAUCACAGCAGCAAGAAGAACGUGUUUCAGCAAUGCAGGUUCAAAUAAAGUCGGAACAGAGGACAAGCGAAUCAAAAAAAGAUGAAGAUGGUAAAGUCAUGGAGAAAGCCUCUAUUACAGAUCCCAAAACGUCAGAGCCACCUGUUCAGGACCUUGCUGUAGCUCAGGAGAAGCCGAAACAGGCCAGCAAGUUUGACAAACUUCCCUUGAAGGUGGUGAAGAAGAAGGACCCCUUUGUGGUAGACUGCUCUGGCAAGCUUGGGAGGCUUCAGGAGUUUGACAGUGGCCUGGUGCACUGGAGUAUUGGAGGGGGAGACACCACAGAACACAUUCAAACCCAUUUUGAGAGCAAAGCGGAUUUAUUGCAGCCACGAAAGUGGACCAACCAGGCAUCUGGAAGGAAGAAAAUGUCUGAGAAGAGAGAGAGCGAAGCACCUGUAGUGCCCUCAUCUAGUGUAGAGCGAAGAAAAGAAGACGACCAGAGGCCCUCUCAGCAGUCACCUGCAGGAAAGCUGACAGACAGCGUUUCUGAAGCAAGGGAAGAAAAGCCCUCUAAUGGCCCUGAGAUUGCCCCAGAGCCAGUAUCACAAAAGGAAAAAGAGACAGAGGGACCUGAGAGAACAAACCAGGAGAGCAGCAAGCCAGUUCUCCCCAACAUCAGCUCUUCCUCACCGAUUCAGCGCUCAGUGACCGUUCUGGAGGAUGAACCUCACAGCAAGGAUGAAGCUCCACUAAUCACGCUCUCAGACUGGCAGGACUCGCUUGCUCGUCGCUGUGUUUGUGUCUCCAACAUUGUCCGCAGUCUUUCAUUUAUUCCUGGCAAUGACUUGGAGAUGUCCAAGCACCCAGGACUGCUGCUGUUACUGGGUCGUCUUGUGCUGCUUCACCAUUGGCAUCCUGAGCGUAAGCAGGCGCCUUUAACGUACGAGAAGGAGGAGGAGGCAGAUGAGGACACAGGUCAUGACAAGGAGGAAUGGUGGUGGGACUGUCUGGAGAUGCUGCGAGAGAACUGCCUGGUCACAUUGGCAAACAUCUCAGGCCAGCUUGACUUCUCCGUCUACUCUGAAAGUAUCUGCCUGCCUUUGCUUGAUGGCCUGCUCCAUUGGGCUGUCUGUCCGUCGGCAGAAGCCCAGGAUCCCUUCCCCACUCUUGGGCUUAAUGGGGCUUUGUCUCCUCAGAGACUUGUCCUGGAGACGCUCAGUAAACUCAGCAUCCAGGACAAUAAUGUGGACCUAAUUUUGGCGACACCUCCCUUCAGUCGACUAGAGAAGCUUUUUGGGAACCUUGUACGCCUGGUUGGGGACCGAAAGGUACCUGUAUGUCGGGAGAUGGCAGUCGUGCUGCUGGCCAACCUGGCCAAGGGAGACAGCCUGGCAGCACGUGCCAUUGCGGUACAAAAAGGCAGUGUAGGGAACCUUUUAGGCUUUCUUGAGGACAGUUUAGCAGCCACACAGUUCCAGCAGAGCCAAGGCUCCCUGCUGCACAUGCAGGGGGCACACUUUGAACCUACCAGUGUGGACAUGAUGCGCCGGGCUGCUCGGGCUUUGCACGCCCUCGCCAAGGUGGAGGAGAACCACUCUGAGUUUACGCUCUACGAGUCACGGCUACUGGACCUCUCUGUCUCCCCGCUUAUGAACUCUUUAGUGUCCCAUGUCAUCUGUGAUGUACUCUUUUUGAUUGGCCAGUCAUGACAGCUGUGGGGAGCGGUGGCUCCAUCUUCUCUGGUUUUCGUUCUCUCCUCUCCGCCUGUGUCCCUCAGUGUGCAGGGAAUGAAAAACAGAGAAAAAUGACUGUUUCCCUUUUUUUAAUUUAUGCAAGCCCCUUCGGAUUCAACCCUUCGAUCCCCGUUUUUUGCUGUGUCUCACUUUGGGGAGGAUAUCACAAAUUAGCUGCGGGUCAUGAAACAGAGCCUCAAAAAAUAAUGACACAAACUGUUAGCAACCAUGAUGCCAACAAAAUAAAUGGCCAUGGACCCCAGGUUUUAUGUGCUGCCCAGUGGGAGGGUGGUGGGGGAUUACUUUUUAUAGCAAAAUAAAUAAAUGAAUAAAAUAAAUAGCAGAAAAACUCUUGACCAAAGUUGCUGUCUCGUUUACAGUGAGUUUGGGGUUAACUGUGCCCUCGCUCUCCCCUAGCGGGCACCGUGAGUGCACGUUUCUGGUUCAUAUUUGGAGUUUGAUUAGACAGACGAACUCUCCAGUGGUGAUGUUGCUGUGUUGUGAUGCUACACAUUCAGCCCCACAGGAGCCACCUUGUCAGCUGUGAGCAGGAUACCCUUACAAUGGAGGCCUGUGCAGUAGAUUGUAGACAUUUUCUGUGCAGAUCUGUACUCCAUUUUCCUUAUGACUGUAAACAUACUGCAGCACUGUUUCAUGUGGAGAAAUGUUGGCUCAGCAGCUCCACUCUAGUUUUUAAAAAGUUUUUAAAAUUUAGUUUGAUGGUAAAGAGAGAACGGCUUUCUCCCCAAAGUAUCGAGAACCUCGGACAUUCUUACCUCCUCUCUCUAACCCCUUGAUUGUAUGACUUGACCCUUAUAAAGAAAUCACCUCCUAGGACUGAUUUUCAACUUAAGAUACAGCCCAGGCUGUGAUGUAUAUAAGAUGUUGUACAUUACACUUCUUUUUUUCUGUCUCUCUUUCUCUCCCUCUGUCUUUCACUCUUAUGCUUCACACUUUUUAUCUAUGAAGAAUGAAAGUGGACACUUGAGUCGGGUUCAUUACAUAAAAUCCUUAGGUAUAUAAAAGGAACCACCUUUUGGCCUCCCCACAGUUUCUCCAUAGUACAGCGAACACAAAUUAAAUAUUUUAAUUUCAUCUCCUGGUACAACAAAAUAAACUCUAGAUGAAGAAACACAGUUGAGAUAUUUUUUUUCUCCAGUGAUAUGAAUUCUGCAUAUUUGUAUUUCAGACUAUGUAGCUAAAACUUAAUGUAAAUUCCUCCUUUUUCCCCUUUUUGGCUCAAUGAAUAUCAUUUAUUCAGUAUGAAAUCUUUAUACUAUAUGUUCCAUGUGGUAAGAAUAAAUGUACAUUAAAUCUUCGUAAGAUGUU